Rhipicephalus sanguineus (brown dog tick) is the source of this 696-nucleotide messenger RNA. Its product is annotated as mite allergen Der f 7. Lineage: Eukaryota; Metazoa; Arthropoda; Arachnida; Ixodida; Ixodidae. The record is from RefSeq and is a predicted model, not a curated record.
AGCCAUGUGGAAGACCGCUGUAAUGCUGCUGCCCUUGCUGCUGUGCCUCGUCGUCGCUGCUCCGGCGCAAAACCAGAGCGCGGCCGAGCAGCAUGCCAACGAGGUGUUCGACCAGAUUUUGGAGAGUGUGAGCCAGUCGGAGACGCUCGACCCGCUGCACUUGCCCGAGCAGGUGGCCGGCUUUGACCGCACUUUCCUGGUGCGCUUCCAUGGCGAGGUUCGCCUCUACAACACUACGCUCACGGGCCUGUCGACUGUACAGCGCACGGGCAACUGCCGCUUCCAGAUGGACGACAAAGGGCUGGACGUGCUGGCCGACGUGGGCGUGGGCGCCCUGGAUCUGGACAGCAAGGCUCACGUCAAGUUCAUGGGCCGCGGUCCCACGGUGGACCUGCACGUGCACAUCGAUUACGUGCGCGUGCUCCUCGAAGCACUCCAGGUGGACGGAGUCGUGCAGCUGCGCCGGUUCAAAGUGCAGGAGCUGCUGGGCUUCACUCUCAAGAUCAAUGGACUUGGACCGCUCAGCUACAUGUUCAACUUCUUCUCCACUUACUUCACCAGGCUUUUCAAAGGCAUUGUCCGCUCUCGCGUCGAGAAGAUACUCAGCGCACAGAUUGAGAAAAAGAUUCGAGAACUCAAGCUUACUUUCUAAGUGUGCAGGUUACUGUGUGACCCAGCUUGAUUCGCCAGGGUGUU